CCUUAGCUUCACUUCUUUCAAAGAACCACAGUUCCCUGCUCUGAAGUUAUCGGGGGAAAAAAUGGCAGCAGAAAUGGCUUUACUAAAACCAAUUACCAAGUUCAACACCUUUAACACCACCACUACUCCACGGCUGAGCAACCGCAGACUGCCGUUCACAGUGAGAAUGUCAGCCACCACAACUCCACCAACUUCAAAACCAACCAAGAAAGCUCAGAAACAAGGAAUUAAAGAGUCCCUUUUGACACCAAGAUUUUACACAACUGAUUUUGAUGAAAUGGAAACACUUUUCAACACUGAAAUCAACAAGAACUUGAAUGAAGCUGAGUUUGAGGCUCUCUUGCAGGAAUUCAAGACUGAUUAUAAUCAGACUCACUUUGUUAGGAACAAGGAGUUUAAAGAAGCUGCUGAUAAAAUUCAGGGACCUCUUAGGCAAAUCUUUGUUGAAUUCUUGGAGAGGUCUUGCACUGCUGAGUUCUCUGGUUUUCUUCUCUACAAGGAGCUUGGAAGGAGGCUCAAGAAAACUAAUCCCGUCGUUGCAGAGAUUUUCUCCCUCAUGUCCAGGGAUGAAGCUCGCCAUGCUGGGUUUUUGAACAAGGGGUUAUCUGAUUUCAAUUUGGCAUUGGACUUGGGUUUUUUGACAAAAGCAAGAAAAUACACUUUCUUCAAGCCAAAGUUCAUCUUCUAUGCAACUUACUUGUCUGAGAAAAUUGGAUACUGGAGGUACAUUACCAUAUACAGGCAUCUCAAGGCCAAUCCUGAGUACACAUGUUAUCCAAUCUUCAAAUACUUUGAGAACUGGUGCCAGGAUGAGAACCGCCACGGUGAUUUCUUCUCUGCUUUGAUGAAAGCACAGCCUCAGUUCCUCAAUGACUGGAAGGCAAAGUUGUGGUCUCGCUUCUUCUGCCUUUCGGUUUAUGUCACAAUGUACUUGAAUGACUGCCAAAGAACAGAUUUCUAUGAAGGCAUUGGGCUUGACACCAAAGAAUUUGACAUGCAUGUCAUCAUUGAGACAAACCGAACAACAGCAAGGAUUUUCCCUGCUGUUCUUGACGUUGAGAACCCAGAAUUCAAGAGGAAGUUGGACAGGAUGGUGGAGAUUAACCAAAAACUACUUGCUGUUGGGGAGACUGAUGACAUUCCACUUGUGAAGAAUUUCAAGAGGAUCCCUCUGAUUGCAGCUCUGGCUUCUGAGUUAUUGGCCGCAUAUCUCAUGAAACCCAUUGAGUCAGGUUCAGUUGAUUUUGCAGAGUUUGAACCACAACUCGUCUACUAAUUUCCUUUUCCCUCGUGACCUUGUGAAAAAACAGAGAUCAGUUCUUUUCACAUAGAGGUGCAUGUUCAUUGUUGUAAGUUAUAUAGCGUAUUCAAGAAACACUCUCCUGCGUAGAGGACACCCCCUUGUAUUAUCUUGAUAACCUAGAAUGAAUUUCUUGUGAGUACAUCAUUAUGUUUUCAUCU
Molecule: messenger RNA, 1461 nt
Organism: Nicotiana tabacum (common tobacco)
Lineage: Eukaryota; Viridiplantae; Streptophyta; Magnoliopsida; Solanales; Solanaceae
Product: magnesium-protoporphyrin IX monomethyl ester [oxidative] cyclase, chloroplastic
Biological process (GO): chlorophyll biosynthetic process; photosynthesis
Cellular component (GO): chloroplast thylakoid membrane
Molecular function (GO): metal ion binding; magnesium-protoporphyrin IX monomethyl ester (oxidative) cyclase activity
Source: RefSeq, a predicted model, not a curated record